AUGUCAGAUUCUCCAGUAAGCUAUUAUCCAAAUACUUCCAAAAGCAAAAAAGCACUAUGUGUGAGAGAAUAUUAUGACUUGUUCAAUGAGUAUGCUGGUAAAUUUUUUCUAUUGCAAGCUAUAAACACUACUGAUUCUGCUAAUAAGAAUGUUGGUGAUGAUAAUGAUGAUAAUUUGGACAUUGAAGAUAUAAUUGCAAAAGAACUUUCAGAAAUGAAAAAGCCACACUCUUCUAAUAGUUUUGCUUCAAUUCAAACUAGAACUGAUUGUGUACCUAAUACUCGAAAUAAUAAUAAGGUAGAUAAAAAAGAGUUGAUUAACAUGAUUGCUAAAAUUGUUGGUGAAGGUCAUACAGUCAAUCGAAUUGACAAUCAUUGUUGA
Entrophospora candida is the source of this 381-nucleotide messenger RNA. The record is from the annotation of a GenBank genome assembly. Lineage: Eukaryota; Fungi; Glomeromycota; Glomeromycetes; Entrophosporales; Entrophosporaceae.